Messenger RNA from Punica granatum (pomegranate), 2185 nucleotides. NCBI's taxonomy places the organism in Eukaryota, Viridiplantae, Streptophyta, Magnoliopsida, Myrtales, Lythraceae. The record is from RefSeq and is a predicted model, not a curated record.
CCACUCACUUUGUCCCUUUUUGCUGCCCUUUUCUCCCGCGAAGAUUUUCGUGGCACUCUCUCGUGUACCCAUCACUUGUUGCUCUGUUCUCUUUAUCGCUCUCCCUGCUUCGAUUGAUUUAGUUGACUCAUCAAUCCUCCCCAAGUUCUUCUCCUUCUAGCAGAUAUUUGGGAAGGAGAAGUUCCUCCAUUUUCAAAGGCCAUGUCGGGUCAUCAUUUGGGUUAGAAGGAAUCAAAAAUGCUCUCUUGGGGCAAUCAGUUCACAGAUUGAUUGAGGAAGACAAAAGAAAAAUUCUCAGCUUGAUUAUCUUUCGAAUCAAUCUGCCAUGUGAAGCGAGAAUCUCUUGCUUAUUGUUGUUAGAGAAGAGCAGAAGAAGGGCAGCAUGGCAGCAUCAAUUUCAUCCAUGGAGAGGCAGCAGAGCUUCUCCAAGAAGAAGAUGACCAAACAGUACACAUCGAAGCGGGACGACUCUCCGUUGCACGCGGCGGCUAGGUCCGGGGACUUGGAAUUGGCAUUGGAGAUUCUGGGCGAUUGCCAGGAUGAAGAGGGGCUGAAGGAGCUGCUGUCGAGGCAGAAUCAAUCGGGUGAGACCGCUCUCUACGUGGCGGCCGAGAAUGGCCAUGUCGAAUUGGCGAGGGAGCUGAUGAGGUACUGCGAUGUGGGAUCUGCGGGAAUCAAAGCUAGGAACGGCUACGAUGCCUUCCACAUAGCUGCGAAGCGGGGAGACUUGGAGGUGUUGAAGCUUUUAAUGGACAAGAGCCUUCAGCUCUCGAUGACUGUCGAUUCCGCCAACACGACCGCCCUUUACACCGCGGCAGCCCAAGGCCAUUUUGAGGCGGUCAGCUUCCUGCUGGAGAAAUGCGGGAAUCUGGCCUCGGUGAAUAGGAACAACGGGAAAACCGCCCUGCACUCGGCUGCGAGGAAUGGCCACUUGGAAGUUGUGCGGGCCCUUCUGAGCAGAGAGGACGGGAUCGCAUCGAGAUGCGACCGGAAGGGCCAGACGGCGCUUCACAUGGCCGUGAAGGGGCAGAGGACCGACCUUGUCGGGGAGCUUCUGGAGUCGGAUCCUUGCUUGGUCAACACAGUCGAUAAUAAGGGAAACACGGCGCUACAUAUUGCAACGCGGAAGGUUCGGGCUCAGAUUGUCCUGAGGUUGUUGAAACAAGAAGGAAUUGACAAAGCAGUGGUGAACAAAUCAGGAGAAACCGCUCUCGACAUUGCGGAGAAGUCCUCUGUCAUAGAGAUUGUAGCCAUCCUGCAGGACCAUGGAGUCCCCAGCGCGAAAUCCAUCAACCUGCCAACUCCAAGAAAGGCCGCCCGUGAGCUGAAGCAGACUGUGAGUGACAUAAAGCAUGAGGUCUAUGACCAGCUGGAGCACACGAGGCAGACCCGGAGGCAAGUCCAUGGCAUAAGGAAGAGGAUCGACAAGAUGCACGCGGAAGGCCUCAACAAUGCAAUCAACUCCACCACUGUUGUGGCCGUCCUCAUAGCCACAGUGGCCUUUGCAGCCAUCUUCAGCGUCCCAGGACAGUAUGCUGAUGAUCCCAAAAACAUACCGAAAGGCCAUUCCCUAGGGGAGGCGAACGCAGCUCCGAGAGCGGAGUUCGUGGCGUUCUUCAUCCUUGACUCGGUGGCCCUAUUUGUGUCCCUAGCUGUGGUUGUGGUCCAGACCUCUGUGGUGGUGAUUGAGCGGAGGGCCAAGAGGCUAAUGAUGGCAGUGAUCAACAAGCUCAUGUGGCUCGCCUGCACCAUGGUCUCCGCAGCGUUCUUGGCCCUGUCCUACGUCGUGGUGGGGCCUAAUGAGAGGUGGCUGGCAUUGGGGGUGACGGGGAUAGGGACUGUCAUCAUGGCCGCCACCCUGGGGACGAUGUGUUACUGGGUGGUGGUGCACCGGAUCGAGGCCUCCAGGCUCAGGAGGAGCGCAAGGAGGAGGUCAUCAAUCAGCAGCCAGUCAAGGUCAUGGUCGGUGUCCGACUCUGAAAUUCUAACAAGCGAGUACAAGAAAGUUUACGCUAUUUAACGAGUUUUAUGACGAGGGGUACGAAUUUUGAAUUAUGGGGCUUUCAACCCUUGUCAUGAGAUAUUAUUGUAUGUAUAUACACCAGUCCUAGAAUAUAUUACCAUCUUUCUAUCUCAUAGGUACAAGCGUGUUUAAGUGUAAAUAAAAUGGUAAGAUUGCUAGUCC